Adineta ricciae is the source of this 270-nucleotide messenger RNA. The record is from the annotation of a GenBank genome assembly. Lineage: Eukaryota; Metazoa; Rotifera; Eurotatoria; Adinetida; Adinetidae.
AUGCCAACGUUGGUGCUUUCUAUUCUGACGUUCAUGCUGCUUAAGUUAGCGAUACGCUUGAAAGUGACUGGCAAUCCAGCCUUUGCGAAUGAAUCAAUCUCUAUUAUGAAUGUCUGGUCUUCCACACUUCACCAGCUCUCUGGUAAUGCAGAUCGAUUUCUACUUGCUGGCAUCCAUGGUUAUCAACUUGAUAACGCAGCAGAAAUUAUGAGAACAUAUUCAAGAUGGACACCAGAAGACUUUGCAAUCCUCUUCACCAUAACUUUUUAG